AUGACUAAAAGAGAAAAACUCCAUAAAAAACUUUAUCAAGACUUUUGUGAUCGAUCCAAAGAGGCUAACAUUAAAGGAAAGAAUACAGAUUGUAGACAAAAAUCGUUUCAAGAACACUCUCGCAGAAAAUAUCGCAAAGAUGACAAGUUGCCACUCGAUUGUGUGUUUGAUUUGGUCAUCGGAGAAGAUCACUAUACCGCCUUUCAAGUGUUUAGCGCUGCGAAAGCCGCUUCGGAAUGCUUUAAAAAGAAAUCAAACACGAAAUCCUAUCAGUCUUUUCCUCUUUGGACGAUCCACCCGAUCAAUAUCCUCCACGGAAUCGUAGCCGAACACAUGCUUAAAAAAGAUGAUAACCAUUCUCUUUUUAUAUGCCGGGGACACUUUGUCCGUGUCAACAACAACGACCCACACCAUUCUGACCACAAGAACUAUGCAUAUUGUAUCCUCCCCUCCUGCCCAGAUGUGUACAAAGUAGACGAUAGUACAUGGACAGCACCUGAAGAUCUCAAAACAACUAUCAUUCAGUGCCUUCGUGAUAAGACCAUCCCCCAAGACCUCAAAACCGCAGUCUGGAUUUGUGCAUUCGUGGCAGCCAUGAUGACCAUAGACUCUCGUCUCGUUGGUUCCACCGACUUCCAGUUCAUACGCCUCCACCCCGUUGCUGGACCAGUAAUGCGAGAGUUCAUGUUAUCCUUUCGCCAGUGGAAUGCGGAGAUCACCAACAUCAAAGAAACGAAAGGAAUAUUAUUUAUUUUUUUAUAUUCCUAUCGUUUUGCUCACCAGAUAUGGGAAAAUCUCUCACCCAAAAUCUCCAGCCAGAGCAUAAAACGGAGUUACCCAGCCUUUGCCUCGCAAUUACAAGCUUUACAAAAUAAAGUGGUUCGUAUUAUCACCCCAGGUGAAACGGAGAUAAGUCCAGGUAAAAGUUUGGUGGAUGCUUUUGCUCAGGACAUCAUGGAUAUUGGUCUCGGAAAGACUUUUCUUGGAAUCCCAUCCACUGUACUCCCGAGCCCAACACCAUAUUCUACCAAAAAAUAUUUUGACGAGACGAUAAGAAAACCAAUUUUCCGGGAUUCAAGCUCUGAUCCGUCAAUAAACCCAGGUAGCGCGUUUGCUGAGAUUGCAGUCGGCAUGGCAUUCUCUGAGCUAGUCAGGUGGGCAGGUACUUGGCCAAUGUCACACAACGGAUCGGUGGCUGAUGCACAAAAAUCAGCUGGUGAUGAUGGACGUCUUACUGCCGUGGAGCUCAAAUCCAUGCGGCUCUAUGUCCGCAGCAUUCUCGUGGAAUCAGAAGAUGCAUAUAUGUGUCCUCGUUGGCUGAUUGAUGGUGUGGAUACGAGGAAAACACUCGCAACAACUGUUGCUCCUAAACUGCUCGUCGAAUAUUUUUCAAAAGAGAUCGAUUUUUUCUCACGUCAAUCUUUGGAUAGGGAGUAUUUCAAUUCAAGUGUAAAUACAACAACGGAUCCAUUAAAACCAACAACCUCAUUUGAUAUUAAUGGUGUUGAUUUCCAAUUUGAAAUUAUAAUUGCAGUCUGUGUCAACAGACAAACUAUUUUAUUGAUUUUUGGAAGAGUAUGUGUAUCACAAGAAUUAAUUCUUUCGCAAUCAGAAUUGAAUAGUGCAAUCUUUAAAAUUCAACAAUUUGGAAUACCUGCCAUACCACAAGAUCAAUCACUUUGUAAUUAUGGACCACCUGCUAUAUUUAAAUGUAGUAGUGGUACUGGAGGAGGAUAUCAUAUUGAUUCAAUAUCAAUAACAGGAGUAAUAUUUACAAAUGUUGGAGAUCCAAAUGUAACAAUACAAUUAGAUUUUCCACAAGUUACUUCAAUCUAUUUAUCCAAUACACUUGUUAGAAAUACUAGUAUUAAUUUUUUAGAUUAUGUCAAAAAUCUACCUUUUUUAUCAAAAUUUUAUACAGGAGUAAAUACAUUGGUAAAUGUUCCAAAUGAUUUCUUAUCAACUAUGCCAAAUAUGAGAAUUUUGGAAUUACAUCAAAUAUCAAACAUACCGAGAGGUAUAUUAAAUCAUCCUGGUUUGACUUUACUUUCAUUGGGAGCUACUGCUUUGAAACAGCUGUUUAAACGUUGGAAGAGUGCAAAAGUUACAGUUAAAUUAAACUCGUCAACUUGUACAGCAUUGGUUUUGACUGGUGGUGCAGACAAGAUUUUUGUUCAAGUAUUUUCAAAUAAUCUAUUAAAUGUUCCAUGGGAUAUUUUUAAUAAUACAAGACCAUCACUUCCAAUUGUAUUGACUGAUAAUGAUAAUCUUGUUGGAACAGUUCCAGAGUCAAUGUGUAGAUUCAAAUUAAAGAUUCAAAAUACCUCUAUUACAAGUGUUCCAUCAUGUUUUUGGUGUUAUCCAGCUUUGGAUCAAGUCUUUGUAACUAGUCUUGAAAGACCUCCCAAUUUCAUUUGUCCAGUAACAUUUGAUAAUCAAACCAUUGUCACUAGGGCUGGAGAAGGUUUGGUGACUGGGUCAGAUUUGGGUUGGGGGUUUAAAACCAGUGAAUAUACUCUUUUACCAAUCAUCCCAAACCAAAGUUUAAAAAUUCAAAUACCAAACUUUGGAUCCUAUCUUUUAGCUCAACCAAAGGUUUUAUCAGUAAACCUUUCAACCAAUGCCAAUACAUCUUAUAAUCUAAAUGUAUUAGAAGCCGUUGGAUUAAAUUCUUCAUUACCUUGUAAUAUUUUAUCAAUCUCUUCAGUCUCUAUUACUUGUAAUACUAGUAAUAUACCUGAUCCUGGUAAAUACCCAACAGUUACAUCUGGAAUUGUAAAUGAUAAUAAUAAUAAUUGA
This is a messenger RNA of Cavenderia fasciculata, 2799 nucleotides long. RefSeq lists its product as uncharacterized. The coding region runs from base 1 to 2799 and encodes 932 amino acids. The record is from RefSeq and is a predicted model, not a curated record. NCBI's taxonomy places the organism in Eukaryota, Evosea, Eumycetozoa, Acytosteliales, Cavenderiaceae. The transcript is spliced from 13 exons.